CGAGUCCACAACCAAAACAGCCCGUCAGCCCGACUUCUCCUACCCCCUUCCGUUACACUUUACAUCGCAUGCUCCGCCGAAUACAACGUAACGAUGGAAGCUUCUUUUCCACUCGCGCUCUAUCGACCAACUCCUUACCCGCACCCUGGGUGAGCAGACCCCGCCCUCCCGUCUCCCCCACGCCCCCUUCGCGGCCCAGAACCCUAGGCCCCUAACUUAAUCUCUCCCUCUCGAAUCUCGAUCCUUGUGCGCUUACCAUGGAUAUCCUCGAGUUCUCCCGCCGCCGCCGACGGUGGCUCCUCCUCGCCGCGACCGCCGGAAUCUCCGGCUACGGGGCCUACAAACUCUACCACCUCCCCUCCGUGGCCCGGAAGCGCAGGAAGCUUGCGAGGCUCUUCGGAACCCUGGUUGCCGUCGCUGACGCCGCCUCUUCCUCCGCCGAGACCGUUGCCCUCGUCUCCUCCGACCUCAGCCGCUUCCUCCGCUCCGACUCCGACGAGAUCCCCACUAGCUUGAAACAAAUCUCCAAGAUCGCCCGCUCGGAGGAGUUCUCCGGCUCGCUCUCCAGGGUUUCUGAGGUGCUGACCAUCGGAAUCUUGCGCGGGUUCCAAUCUAGCUCGGUUCCCACCGAGCCGGAAUCGGUUUCGGUUUCGAGCUCCAGCUUUUCGGAUCGCUUUCUUGAUAAGCUCUUCUCCACCGCUGGAUCCGGCUUUGCCUCCGUGGUGGCCGGCAGCUUUGCGAGGAGCCUGGUGAUGGCCUUCUCCUCGACGGGAUCCGAUGGUAGAGAGGUCGGCAGCUCGCAAUCCGACUCGCCGGCGGUGCCGCGGUGGGUUCAUUUGAUCUGCAGUGAUAAGUGUCGGGAAUUGAUCGGCGAUUGCAUCCAGUUAUUUGUUAGCACUGCCGUCGCUGUGUACCUCGAUAAGACGAUGGAUAUCAAUCCUUAUGAUGAGAUCUUCUCUGGCCUCACCAAUCCCAAGCACGAGGCGAAGGCAAAGGACAUGCUAACUUCAGUCUGUAAUGGUGCCGUGGAAACUCUGAUCAAGACUUCGCAUCAGGUGCUUAUCAGAUCCAAUUCGAGCUCCUCAGUUAACAGAAUACCAGGCAUUGAGCAAGAAGAGGACUUGACCACGGAGAACGAUAGGAAAACUUCAUUUCAUCAUAAGAGCAAGGAUGCUAGUGUGUGGUUUCAUGAGGUUUCAUCCACAUUGGCAGUGCCGAGCAACCGGAGGUUUGUGCUUGACGUUAUGGGGAGGAUAACGUUUGAAACGGUGAGAUCUUCGCUUGAUUUUGUGCUGUGGAGGAUGCGCAAUGAUGCGAGGAUAGGUGUUAAUGCUGUUUGUGAUGAGGUGGCUGAUAGAGGAUCGGAAGUGUUGAGAUAUAUCAGUGCCAAGUCUUUGGUUAUUGUUACGAUAUGCCUGGCCUUGUGCCUGCAUGUGCUGGCCAGUACAAGGGAUUUGAUGCCGGCUUAAGUUGGCUGUGGAAUCCUCCAACCUGUGUAGCAACCUUCAAAUUAUGUAAGAAAUCUUGCUCUUAUGCUUCAAAGAGGCCUUUUCUUUUCAGAGCGUAGAGAUGGAGGAGAAAAAACUGAUAUUAAUUCUUGUUCUCAAGACUGCCAAUUCAAGAAACAAAAAGAACAAAAAGGAGUUACUAUAUAUUUUUAUAUGUAUUUGAGUAACAACCCUGACCUUUUAUUGCAAUGGUUUCUCUGUUCAUAUAGCUGAAACUUAGUUUGAGGCAUCGAUAGAAGGAAAAUGAUGAUUUCAUCAUAAAAGAUGAAAAUUUGUAAAAUGAAUGAUAUGUAAUGAUGCUCUAUACUUGAAGUUUCAGUAACAUAACUUUCUGGGAGCAGAUAUUCUAUGCA
Molecule: messenger RNA, 1861 nt
Organism: Phoenix dactylifera (date palm)
Lineage: Eukaryota; Viridiplantae; Streptophyta; Magnoliopsida; Arecales; Arecaceae
Source: RefSeq, a predicted model, not a curated record